Molecule: messenger RNA, 1908 nt
Organism: Haemonchus placei
Lineage: Eukaryota; Metazoa; Nematoda; Chromadorea; Rhabditida; Trichostrongylidae
Source: the annotation of a GenBank genome assembly
AUGUUCCCAUCUGUCGAAACUGACUUUGGCCUUAGCAUGCUACGGUAUGCACCAUCCAACGUCUCUAUGGUGGUGUCUCCGAUUUCCGUGAUCUUUGCUUUGGCCAUGAUCGAAGCGGGCUCGAAAGGAACUACGAAGUCUCAAAUAAAUUCAGUCAUUGCAAAGGGUAAGGGGCGUGGAGCGUCAGAUAACGAAGUAGAAGAGUAUUACUCGAAGCUUUUCCACCAAAUCACAAACUCAAAAAACGGCGUGAAGAGCAGGAUAGCUAAUGGAUUUUUCCUGGAUAAGCAGUUCAAAGUUGAGAACGACUAUGAGCAAACCAUCAAAAAGGCGUACGAGGCAAAAGUGGAAGCUUUGGAUUUUGGGAGAGCAAAGGAAGCUGCUAAGGUUAUUGAUGAUUUCAUAGCUAACACUACUGAGGGAAAAAUUAGCGACAUGGUAAACGAAGGCUCUGUUGAAGGGGCGUACUCCUUGAUUGUCAAUGCUAUCUAUUUUACUGCUGAGUGGGAAUUCAAAUUUUACAAGACCUCGAAUUCGAACGGCACAUUCUACAGAUCUGCCGGAAAUGAACGUCAGGUUGAAUACAUGAAUGAUUUUGAUGAGCACAGGCUUUACGCUGAAGACAACGACCUUCAAGUUCUUUCCCUUCAGUAUUUGGAUACCUCAUAUGCACUCAAUAUCUUCUUACCCAAAAGCAGAUUUGGCCUUAACGAAGUUCGAUCGAAGCUCACUGGAGAGCGGAUUCAAAGCCUUCUGUCGAAGCUGAAACAAACCUACAUAUCGAUUUCAAUCCCGAAGAUGAAGAUUGAGACGGACUUCAAACUCAAGAAGGCGCUGAUUGGCAUGGGUGUUACGGCGAUGUUUAGCGACAACGCUAACUUGACCGGAAUCAGCAAAGAACCUCCGCUCAAGGUCUCCGAUGCUGCUCACAAAGCCAUAAUUGAGGUUGAUGAGGACGGAACUACAGCAGCGGCUGCUACAUUUUUCAAGAUCGUACCAUUGUCCGCUGUAAUGGAAGAGCCAGUGAAGUUCGAAGCCAAUCAUCCCUUCUUGUUCAUUCUUACCAAGGAUAAAAACCCCCUAUUCAUGGGUCAAUUUGUGAUGUUUCUAACUGCCGAAACUGACUUAGGUCUAAGUAUGCUACGGUGUGAGCCGUCCAACGUCUCUUUGGUGGUGUCACCGAUCUCUGUGAUCUUCACAUUGGCUAUGGUCCAUGCCGGUUCAAAGGGAACUACGAGAUCCGAACUUGAAAGUGUCAUCUCAAAGGGUCAGGAACAUGGCCUGACUCUUCCAUACUUCAGUGAUAUAUCCUUGCUGGCUACAUUUGUGCAUGUACUGAGGGAAAAAUUUGCGACAUGGUUAAAGAAGAGAAUGUUAAAAGUUGAAUACAUGAAUGGUUCCGAUCAAGAGAUGCUUCACGCUGAAGACGACGAUGUUAAAGUUCUUUCUCUUCCUUAUGUGGAUACCUCGUAUGCCCUCAAUAUAUUCUUACCAAAAAGCAGAUUUGGAUUGCACGAAGUUCGAGCGAGACUAACCGGCGAAAGAGUUCAGAGCCUUCUCUCGAAGCUGGAAAAAACAAAAAUAUCGAUCACAAUCCCGAAGAUGAAGAUUGAGACAGGCUUUAAUCUUAAGAAGGCACUGAAAGACAUGGGUGUUACCAACAGCUUCAGUACCAAAGCUGACUUCACCGGAAUCAUCGGAAGGCGGCUCUUGGUCGCAGGUGCUGCUCAUAGAGCCACAAUUAAGGUUGAUGAGGAUGGAACGACAGCUGCGGCUGGUACAGUGUUCACCAGGUUUGAAUCAAUGUCUGCCAUCGUGGGAGAACGUGUGAAGUUCGAAGCCAAUCAUCCGUUUUUAUUCAUCCUCACCAAGGAUCACAACCCUCUCUUUAUGGGACAAUUUGUGUGA